UCGUUCGUCCCUCUUUUGGUGCACGUUAACGUGAAAAUAAUGCGAUUAAUCGAUCAGCCGCACAAAUAUACGCGAUUGCGAUCUGCUUUCCCCUCCACUAACGCAUUAUAUCUGUAGAAAAAUCGCGCAUAAGCGCUGCAUUCGAACAACUUCUUCUCUCACCCUCGGCGACAUCGAUUCCUCGACGCGAGAUUUCGUGGUCGUGACGUAGUCGUGGUAAGAGGAGCGGCGAGAACUUUGUGGUAGGGACCUGAAACUAGUUGUUUUUGAUCUCUUUCGACAGACACAUAUCGCGAGUUCCUCCUGCCAUAGUAACACGACCGACGUCAACCCGGACGCUCUACGUUGCUCCUCGUCGUCUCCUUCGGCUCUCUCGUUCUCCAUUUUCUCUGUCCGCAUUUCGCAUUCCCUGACAUCCAUCGUCGGGACACCCUUCUUCCGCCUUUCCUCGCGAUUCUUUACAUCGUCGUCCACGAUUAUUACGAUAUUCGAUCGCAUCUCAAAAAAAAAAAAAAUCCCGCCCGUUCGAAAAAAGCUGAAAGUCGCGAAUUUAACAGCCGAAUUUGAGAGAAGAAUUUGAGAGACAUCGUUCAAGGGGUAAUUUUACUUCGCGAGAGACGUCAUUACUUUGCGAAGAUUUACAGAAGACGUUUAAAGAGAGAAAGAGAGGGAAACAACCGUUCUGUAAGCUCUGCACGCUAGAAGUUAAUCGCGAAGUUAGAUGAGAAGCGUCUCUUCCUUCGAAGAAUAAUUCGAAGAUUUCACGGUAAGAUUCAAGUAUUGCAACGUGUAUUUACGCAGCUGAGGACUUUUCACCUAGCCAUGAGGAACAUUUCGUUGGAAUCGUUUUUAUUUCUCUUUACUUUGAAGUUAUUUAUCCUAAUGGGACAUACGUUUCCGGUCACCGAUUUAGACAAUGAAAGGAUCGUAAAAGAUAAUAGUAUGAUGAAAAGAAAUAUUUCGAUAAACGAUACAGUCGUGGGUACACCUUACAUAUGUGUAUAUGUACCGCCGAAUUUGGAUUCGUGUAAUUUCAUUAGUCAUCAUAAGAUGAAAACUUCAGAAAAUCUUCAAAAUCUGGAACAUUCAGUGACGAGAAAGAAAUGGCACGAACAAUCGGAGAGUAAUAAAAUAUUCCACCCGCAUUCAUCGAUGCGUGUUUCAGAAACGGAAAAGCGCACAAAAACUAUAAUAUAUGAAAUACAAAGAUGCGUACCGCCAAGACUGCCAUUUAUUUUGCCCCCGUGCACGGACGCAGAUAUUUCCAACAAGGACAGUGAGAUUCAGCGACUUUAUCCCUUCGUUUCACACACAACGCAUGAAUUUCCAAUGUAUAAUUUUUCUACACAACCUCGAACAGUAUCGAAAUCUGUAUAAUUUGUGACGUACACUUGAACGAGUCGAUUGACUUACAGCAUACAUUAAUCAUUAGUCAUAUCUAAUCCUGAUAACAUUAAACAAAAAGAAGACUUAUUAUGUUCGUACAAUUCUGAUCUUUAAACAGGUCAGACGAUCUAUUAAUGUGAUGAAUAAAAAAAUGCAUGAAGUAUAAACUCGCUUUCUGAUACGUAAGAAUUAAAUAAGCGCAUAUAUUUUAUGGAAAUUGACUGUUGUUAAAGUUAAUUAAAAGAAUGAUUGAACUUUCAAUCUAAUGCAAGACUGCGUAAUGAAACGAAAUAAAAACUGUUUUAGCAAUAA
Molecule: messenger RNA, 1698 nt
Organism: Nylanderia fulva
Lineage: Eukaryota; Metazoa; Arthropoda; Insecta; Hymenoptera; Formicidae
Source: RefSeq, a predicted model, not a curated record